CAUGCAUAUAAGCCCCUCCUCCUCCAUCGAUAAAACUUUUUUUGGUGUCUUUCCAACAGGUAACUGAGUCUGAUCGCAAUGUCCAACUCCGAGUCCGGAGCCGUUGCCACUCCGAGCAGCACCCAGAAACAGCACUGUCGAAGCAAACGAAAGAAACGAAUCACCGUGACGGAGCAGGGCGUGGGUUUCAAGCCCAACUACGCCAAACAACCCCACCCUGAUGCGCCUGUGAUUACCCGCCCGUGCACCGAGUGCGGGAAGAAGUUCUGGUCAUGGAAGGCUCUCUUCGGCCACAUGCGGUGUCAUCCUGAACGCCAGUGGCGCGGCAUCAACCCACCCCCCAAUUUCCAGCGGCAACCUCCUCCGGAGAAGCAACCACCGGAAUUCAUGACCCCAGAAGACCACGAGAUCGCGGCCGGUCUGUUGUUGCUGGCUAACUCGGACGGGGCGGGGCCGUCGCGCUUCGAGUGCUCCAGUUGCAAGAAGGUGUUCGGGUCACACCAGGCUCUGGGAGGGCACAGGGCCAGCCACAAGAACGUGAAGGGGUGUUUCGCCAACGAAGAAGAUGAUGAGAUGAUGAUGGCCCUGGAAGGGCACAAGUGUGGCAUAUGCCUGAGGGUAUUCUCCAGCGGCCAAGCGCUGGGCGGUCACAUGAGGUGUCACUGGGACAAGGGCGACCCUGACCCUUCCAUCGCCCACCAUCAUCAUCAUCAUCAUCAGGGAUGUGCCCUUGACCUCAAUUUGCCUCCCCCUCUUCAACACGAUCUGGAUUUGAGAUUGGGACUUUAAGGUGGGCAUCACAUCAACACGAUCCUGAUUUCUUAUUACUUACUCCCA
This is a messenger RNA of Prosopis cineraria, 837 nucleotides long. RefSeq names its product zinc finger protein ZAT3-like. The record is from RefSeq and is a predicted model, not a curated record. Bases 79 to 789 code for a protein of 236 amino acids. The transcript has a single exon. Lineage: Eukaryota; Viridiplantae; Streptophyta; Magnoliopsida; Fabales; Fabaceae.